Messenger RNA from Stylonychia lemnae, 1491 nucleotides. NCBI's taxonomy places the organism in Eukaryota, Ciliophora, Spirotrichea, Sporadotrichida, Oxytrichidae. The record is from the annotation of a GenBank genome assembly.
AUGCUAAGUCAAUCAAUAACAUUUAGACAAAAUCCAGAAAGUAGAAGAGAAACAUUAAAUAAUACUCCUAUACCAUUAAAAGAACAAAGGGAACCACUCGACUUCUUAGAGAUAGAUGAUACUUAAAUCUUACAGUUCUAGGCACUUGAUGAUAAUGAACAAGACUUAUGCGAAAAUUACAGUGCUAUUAGUGAUAAUAACUAUUUUUCAUUUGGAGCUCCUUCAUAGCACAAUAAGAAGAAACUAGACCUCUCAACUCCAAGAAUAUGGCAAGACGAUGACGCCACAGAAAGAUAAGAUUCUGACAAUUCAGGCUUGUCUCCAUUAAAAUUAUUGGCACCAGAGAAUAGAUUUCUCAUAUCUGUUUCAUCAAAUUCUAAUAUCCAGACUUUAGAAGACUAAAGCCCCUACUAAAUUGAUUAAAAAACGAUAAAUCAGUAUUAGAAACUCAGUGCUCUAAAAUCAAGUUAUUGCUCAUAUAUCAUAAUGGGAUCCCCUAAAGACAAUAACGUGUAUCUUUAAUAUAAUAUGAGUCAAGCCAAGAAAAGAGAAGAAAUAGCCUUUUCUCCAGUCAAGUUAAAGAAUAUAUCUGAUGGACAUAAAAAAUCAGUGAAUCAAUCAGAGAUUUCAUCAAUAGAGGCAUCAUAAUUAGUUAGACCCUACAGAUAUGAUCAAAAUAAGGCUUAGACUAUGAAUACAGAAGUUGAUGAUAUCCAAAAUACAUACGGGGGUAAUGGUAAUGAUUCAUAUGGAAAAAGUUAUAACAACUAUCGCUAAAGAUUCUACAAUGAUUCAUCAUAACAAAGCAAUUUAAUAGAUUAAAAUCCCAAUCCAGAAAUAACUACAUCUAGUGUGAUUUUGAAUACGAUGUCAUAAGGCCCUAUCCUCCUGGACCUCAAAUAAGGUUAACAGAGAGGACUCAUUAUCAUAGAUCCAUAUAAGGGCAUAAAGAAAAGCUUACAGAGGCACCCGAGUUUAACUAUGGAAUCUGUAAAAAGUAACGAGGAAAUGGAUGAGCAAGGUGUAUCAUCAGUAAAGACAAGUUCAAAGUUGAGACCAGAUUUCUCAUCAUAUAAUAGUAGUCCCAACAAAGCAGAUUAAACCUAAGUUUAGAGAUUUAGCUCAUUUUAUGAGAGAUAAUCAACUAUGAUGGCUAAAUAUAACAAGUGUCAAAGAGGUACUGAUGAAAGAAGUAAGCUGUCCCAGAAUUUCAGAGUGAAUUCUUUCUAAAGACCAUUCAAUACAACAUUCAUCACACAAAAUGAUCUAUCUACAGGAGUACAGACAACAGUUCAAAGAGUCUCUAGAUCACCAUUAAAGUAUGGAAAUCACAGAGCUGACACUCUUGCAGGUUAUGUCUAGGAUAAGUACCUCUAAAAGAAUCAAAAGAUACUUGAGGUCUAUGAAGACAUUCUGAGUGAGUUACUCAGUCCUUAAUCUAAACUAAAGCUUGAGAAAAAAGUAUCAGACAUAAUGAAUGACAGUUCUUGA